Molecule: messenger RNA, 2544 nt
Organism: Ostreobium quekettii
Lineage: Eukaryota; Viridiplantae; Chlorophyta; Ulvophyceae; Bryopsidales; Ostreobiaceae
Source: the annotation of a GenBank genome assembly
AUGUCGCUGACCCUCGGUAGGGGGGAAUUCGUGAGCUUGCUGGGGCCGUCGGGCUGCGGGAAGAGCACCGUCCUGCGACUGGUAGGCGGGCUGGCGAACACGACCAGCGGUCGCAUCGAACGCCAUUGGGACGCCUCCCAGCAACCGGCGCCGGUCGGCUGCGUUUUUCAAGAGCCAACCCUGCUCCCAUGGGCGACGGUCUGGAAGAACGUCUACCUGCCCCUGCGUCUGCAGGGCCAGUCGCGAUCGGCGGCCCGCACACGGGUGGAGGAAGCCAUCCAAUUGGUAGGGCUCACGGAGUUCGCCAAGGCGUACCCCCGCGAGCUGAGCGGGGGGAUGAAGAUGCGUGUGUCGCUCGCGCGGGCGUUGGUCACGUGUCCCCGCCUGCUGAUGCUCGACGAGCCGUUCGCCGCCCUCGAUGAAAUCACGCGCUUCCGCCUGAACGACGACCUGCUGUCACUGUGGCGGCAGCGGCAAAUGACGGCGCUCUUUGUGACCCACAGCGUCUACGAGUCGGUGUACCUCUCGACCAGGGUCGUGGUGCUGAGCAAGCGUCCCGGGCGGGUGGUGGCCGAUAUACCGAUCGACCUCCCGCACCCCCGAGAUGAAUCCACCCGGUCCGACCCGCGGUACCUUGAGCUGUGUGAGCAAACCUCCGCGGCGCUGCACCUGGCGAUGGGAGGCCGAUGCCCGAUGAGCAGCGAAGGAUCGCACCGACGACUCGCCAGAGCCGACACGGCUCGCGGUCUGCUCCGCCUGCUGGCGCCGGUGGUGCUGGGCGUCGCGGUGCUGGCGGGCUGGGAGGCGGCUGUGCGGGCGUGGGACGUAUCGUCCUACCUGCUGCCGGCGCCGAGUGGGAUCGCCCAAGCGAUGUGGGACCACCGCGAGCCGCUGCUGGCGGCCUGGGCCGUGACGCUGCGGACGAUGCUGCUGGCGCUCGCCGGGGCGGUGGUCGGCGGGGUGCUGCUGGCGGCGCUGUUCAACACGUCCAAGACGCUCGAGUUGAGCCUCUUCCCCUACGCGGUGACGCUGCAAGUAACUCCGCUCCUCGCGAUCGCCCCAUUGCUGUUGAUCUGGAUCCAUGACCCCAGGCGGGUGAUGCUGUUGUGUGCAUGGAUCGUGGCGUUUUUUCCCAUCCUGUCGGGCACGGCCGUGGGGCUGCGCAGCACCGACAGUGGGCACGAGGACCUGUUCCGCUUGUACGGGGCGUCGCGCUGGCAGCGGCUCCGCCUGCUGCUGGCUCCCACCGCCCUGCCCUACUUCUUGGCGGGCCUGCGGGUGUCGGUGAACUUGGCCUUGGUCGGCGCGGUUGUGGCGGAGUUCGUCACCGCGGCCGCGUUGGAACACCCGGGUUUGGCCACCAUCAUCUACGAAGCGCAGUACCGGUCGGACACCGAGCGGGCGUUCGCCGCGCUGGCCCUCGUUUCGCUGACGGGCGUCGCUUUCUACUUUGCCACGCAGCUGCUGAGCGACUGGCUGCUGGGCAGCCGGCGGGACCGCCGCCGGCAGGGACGCGAUCUCGGAGUGGAACCCAUGCUCCGCACCCUCUGCCUGCUUACGUUGCUGACCGCCACGCCGGCCACGGCGAUUGACAAGGUCACCCUCGCGCUAAACUGGAAGGCGCAGCCCGAGCUGGGGGGCUUCUACCAGGCCGUCGCCGACGGGGCGUACCGCGAGCACGGGCUCGAGGUAACGAUCCGCCAGGGCGGACCGCAGAUCAACAACCGACCGCUGCUGGCGGCGGGCCGGAUCCAGUUCCUGGUGGGGACCAAUCUGCUGCAAGCCUUUGACGCGGUGAAGCAGGGCGUGCCGACGCGGGUGGUGGCGGCGAUGCUGCAGAAGGAUCCGCAGUGCUUGAUCGCCCAUCCCGGCCAGGGCUACGACGAGUGGAGCGAUCUUACCCGUGCACCGCUGCUGAUGGCCGCGACCGGCCGGUACAGCUUCUUCCUCUGGAUGGAGGCCGCCCACGGCUUCCAGAAGCGGAACCUGCGGCCCUACAACCACAGCCUGGCGCCAUUUCUCGCCAACAAGAAGUGGAUCCAGCAGGGCUUCGCGACCGCCGAGCCGAUGCGGGUCGAGGAGGCCAGCGGCGAGGCGCCGCUGGUGUUCCUGCUCGCGGACAACGGCUGGGAUAGCUACUCAACCGUCAUCGAGACGAGUCAGCGCCUGAUCGACGAUCAGCCGGAACUCGUUCAGCGGUUCGUCAACGCGUCGAUCCUGGGCUGGUACGGUUACCUGUACGGCGACAACGCGGCGGCCAACACGCUGAUCAAGCGGGCCAAUCCUUCGAUCACCGACGGUCAGAUCGCUUUCUCGUUAAAGCAGAUGCGGGCGAUGGGGCUGGUUGAUUCAGGGGAGUCUCUCGAGCACGGAAUCGGCGCCAUGCAAGCAGAGCGGGUGCGGAGUUUCUUCGAUAAAAUGACUGCUGCCGGCGUGUUCCAGCGGGGGGAGAUCGACCCCGACAAGGCCGUGACGCUACAAUUCGUCAACCAGGGCGUCGGGCUCGACCGACGCGCCCAGCUGGCGCCCCAAGAAACCAACUAG